UCUGGUUUUAAACUCGACGGGAGUUCUUAAAGCGCGGGGCGAUCAUGGUUACCUGUUACCUGCUCUUGGGGAUGUUCUGCUUCCAAGCGGCGGCGUCAGCGACCCCCAAAGACCAGAGUAUUGGCUGCGAUGACUACUUGGGUUCCGAUAAGGUGGUGGACAAAUGUGGAAUCUGCGGAGGAGACAACACAGCCUGCAGGGUCAUCUCGGGAGUCUUCAAGCACAGCCUGACCAACCUUGGCUACCAUAAAAUAGUCGAAAUUCCAGAAGGGGCCACCAAAAUCAACAUCACUGAGAUGUCCAAGAGCAACAAUUACUUAGCACUACGGAGUCGAUCAGGACGUGCCAUUAUCAAUGGGAAUUGGGCAAUUGAUCGACCUGGGAGAUACGAAGGAGGAGGAACAAUGUUUGUCUAUAAACGGCCCAACGAGAUCUCAAGUACUGCUGGGGAAUCCUUUUUAGCAGAUGGCCCAACCAAUGAAAUCUUGGAUGUCUAUAUGAUUCAUCAACAGCCCAAUCCAGGUAUACAUUAUGAGUACAUUAUUCCAGGUCCCAACACUAUCAGUUCCCAGGUGCCUCUUCACAGACGGCCAGGGGAGCCAUUCAAUGGCCAACUGGACGUGACAGAAACUGUGAAUUAUGAGGAGGAAGAUUUGCAUCAGGAGACGAGCAGUCACCCAAGACAACCAGGGAUGAGUCAGCCUGCAAGAUUUCCUUCCCAAGUUCCAGACAACCAAGUCCCGGUUGGCCAGCCUCCGCGACGUAGCCGGGAACAUAACUGGAAGCAAAUUGGAACAACCGAAUGCAGCGCGACUUGUGGGAAAGGAGCACAGUAUCCCAUCUUCCGCUGCGUGCACAGAAACACUCACGAGGAGGCGGCUGACAGCUCCUGUGACAUCAACUCCAAGCCCACCCCAGAAGAGGAACCUUGCAAUCUCUUCCCCUGCCCUGCCUUCUGGGAUUUAGGAGAGUGGUCCGAAUGCAGCAAAUCCUGCGGCCUGGGGAUGCAGCACCGCCAAGUUCUCUGCCGGCAAGUCUAUGCCAACCGCAGCUUAACGGUUCAGCUGCACCGAUGCCAACACUUGGAGAAACCAGAGAGGACAAGUACGUGCCAACUGAAGAUCUGCAGUGAAUGGCAAAUUCGGACAGAAUGGACAUCGUGUUCAGUUCCAUGCGGAGUUGGCCAGAGGACUCGGGAUGUAAAAUGUGUCAGCAACCUUGGAGAUGUUGUCGACGAUGAGGAGUGUAACAUGAAGCUACGGCCCAAUGACAUUGAGAAUUGUGAUAUGGGACCCUGUGCCAAGAGUUGGUUCCUUACGGAAUGGAGUGAUCGGUGCUCGGCAGAAUGUGGUUCCGGCGUCCGAACUCGUUCCGUGGUCUGCAUGACCAACCACAUCAGCAGUUUGCCACUGGAAGGUUGCGGGCACAACAGACCAACGGAGAGCACCCCCUGUGACAAUGGGCCUUGCCUGGGAAAGGUCGAGUGGUUUGCUGGCAGCUGGACUCAGUGUUCCAUCGAAUGUGGCAGUGGCUCCCAGCAGAGGGAAGUCAUCUGUAUUCGGAAAACAGAGAACCAAUUUGAGAUGCUGAAUCCCCACGAGUGCGCCUUCCUGCAACGACCGCCCAGCCAGCAGACCUGCUACCUCAAACCUUGUGGCGCUAAAUGGUUCAGUACUGAAUGGAGCGCUUGUUCCAAGUCCUGCGAAGGGGGCUUCCGAAUCCGGGAGGUGCGAUGUCUUUCAGAUGACAUGUCCCCCAGUACCAAAUGUGACCCCCAGCUGAAGCCUGUGGAGAAGGAGUCCUGCAACACCCAGGACUGCGUGCCUGAAAUAGACGAAAACUGCAAGGACAACUACUACAACUGCAACGUUGUGGUUCAAGCCCGCCUCUGCGUCUACACCUAUUACAAGACGGCCUGCUGCGUGUCCUGUUCCAGAGUGGCAAAUCGGCAGUCGGGCUUUUUAGGGAGGCGAUAACAGCUGCUCCGUCCCGGGCUUCGGACCUAUGCCUCAGUCCUCCCAAGCUGCUUUCACAACACUUCUACCUUCCCAAGAGUGACUCUUGUUUUCCCAUAAUGAUGGAAGGGAUGAUGGAAGUACCUCUGGGGGGGAUACCACUAACAUACACUGUACUAAAAACCUUGGGGGAAACCCGUGCUGUUAAUGCUGGACCUUCAAAGCUUUAGGCACGGGGAGACACAUGGAUGGAUGGAUGGAUUUUUGAUGUGCCAUCAAGUCACUGAGGACUCUUAGCGACCUCAUAGAUUUUUUUCCCCAUGUCAAUCUGUUGUCCCUAACCUGGUCUUUAAGCUCUUCAGGAUGUGUGACAAUAGAGGUAGUCUUCAAACUUAUAACCAGAAUUGGGACGGGAAUUUCCAUCAUAAGUCGUUGUGGUUGUAAAUCAACAGUAGAAGUCAUGGGGUUGGGGGUGGGGGCUGAUGGGACAUCUGGCACUUCUGGGACGAAGUGAGGGGAGUCUUUGCAUUGUCACUUUUGAUGAAGCUCACCUGAUUGGGUGCUGCCCCGAGCAAAGAGACUUGACCAUUUGCGGUUGACUAGAUUAGAGGUAUUGUCCGAGCGAGACUAUAUGGCAUCACACACAGUUUCUUUGAAGGACAAGGAUAGCUAUGGAAAAUGUCACCCAAACAACUCUUAGUUGACUUGACUUGAGUCAAGUUGACCUGCCCAAUCCAUGAUCUCUUUGACUUAUGAAAAGGCAGCUUCAUGGAGGGCUGUGCACGGGAGGAAUGGGUAUUUUAUUUUUUUUUGUAAAAAUGGAUUCCUUCACCUCCUCACCCCACAAAUCUUCCAGAAUGGCGUGUGUGUGUGUUUCCAAUUACUCCAAUUGUCUUCUAGUAAAGCAAUCAAGUUGUUUCAGUCUUCUUUUUCAGGUUCACCGCGUUCUUUUCUUCAGCUAUGGAGCAAGUUGAAAGAAGCCAUGUUUAGUGGCCUCCAUGUUUGAUUUGUUGGACGGCUGCACAAGAGCGUCCCUCUGGGCUAAGAACAUUGGCUGUGUUCCUAUCAUUUCCAUCCCCUGUUCUUGGAGGCGUGGAGAACAAGCUCCCUUAUGAUCCUGGGUUCCCACUUAACUAUGUUUAUAUCGCCGAGUGAUUGCUUUUGAUUUCCAUUCAAGUCACCGAGGGAUGAGAACCAGUCAGGGUAGGUCGCCUGCAUCAUCCUUCAAUUCUUGGAUGGAAAUAGACAUCUCAAGGGUGUGUCUCGCUCACUUCGAAGCGGAGAAAGAAUUAGGAACUCAGA
This is a messenger RNA of Pseudonaja textilis, 3257 nucleotides long. RefSeq names its product thrombospondin type 1 domain containing 4 (gene THSD4). Gene Ontology annotation, molecular function: metalloendopeptidase activity. Gene Ontology annotation, cellular component: extracellular matrix. The record is from RefSeq and is a predicted model, not a curated record. Lineage: Eukaryota; Metazoa; Chordata; Lepidosauria; Squamata; Elapidae. Gene Ontology annotation, biological process: proteolysis; extracellular matrix organization.